Messenger RNA from Nannizzia gypsea CBS 118893, 993 nucleotides. RefSeq names its product NmrA family protein. The record is from RefSeq and is a predicted model, not a curated record. The coding region runs from base 1 to 993 and encodes 330 amino acids. Lineage: Eukaryota; Fungi; Ascomycota; Eurotiomycetes; Onygenales; Arthrodermataceae. The transcript is spliced from 3 exons.
AUGUCGCGCAUUAUCACCAUUAUUGGCGCAACCGGCAACCAAGGCGGUUCUACUGCUCGCUCACUUCUUCAGAACCCCUCUUUCAAAAUUCGUGCAGUUACUCGGAAUCCUUCUUCGGACGCCAGCAAGGCAUUGGAGUCAGCUGGGGCAGAAGUGGUGCAAGGGAAUGGCUUUAACCAUGAGGAAAUGCUUCGCGCCUUUAAUGGUGCAUGGGGUCUCUACCUUAACCUAAACUCAGACGAUGAGAUAUGGAGCGACCCUAACGGUCCUACUGAGUUUGACCUUAGUAAAUCAAUCAUCGACGCAGCAGCUCAGGCAGGUGUUGCACAUUUGGUUUACAGUUCUGGUCCUCCAUGCGUUGAAAUGACGGGUGGAGUCGUUAGGAUGAAGGCCAUGGAGAUGAAAUAUAAGACCGAACAAUAUGCGAAACAGAGCGGGAAGUUCCAGACUAUCACCCCUAUUAACGCUGCAUGGUACCUUGAGAACUUCCUUGCAAAGGAGAUAGCCCCCGCUUUUGGUGGUUUUCCUUUCUUCCCUGAUAAUGAGGGCUAUCUAAGCUACAAGGUUCCUCACUGGGGUGGGGAUAAUAGGGUUCCAUACUUAAGCAUUACUGAUGACUAUGGUGACAUCGUUCACGGCAUCUUUCUGGACCCUACUCGGUGGAAUGGCCAAGUUGUUCAGGCCAUGAGCGACAUGAUUACUUUUGACGAAUUGGCAGCUAACUUUGAAGAGAUCACCGGUAAAAAAUCUAGGUUCCAGCCAGUUCUCCCUUCAUGGGAGGCGUAUGACACCCACGGCGUGCCUGAAUUGGAGGAUGUUAAGCUCAUGUUUGGUUUUACCCAAAUAACUGGAGGCCGUUAUUUUGGCCCUGAGCCCUCUGAUAUAAGGGUAUCUACCGAGUUGAAGCGUGCAACCGCUAAUGCUCUAGGCAAGCCGGAAGACCAAGGCAAACUGAAGCCUUCGAAGGACUGGUUUCGGUCUCGGUUUACUUGA